This is a messenger RNA of Rhincodon typus (whale shark), 1389 nucleotides long. Its product is annotated as E3 ubiquitin-protein ligase SMURF1-like. Bases 1 to 1389 code for a protein of 462 amino acids. The record is from RefSeq and is a predicted model, not a curated record. The transcript has 10 exons. Gene Ontology annotation, biological process: ubiquitin-dependent protein catabolic process; negative regulation of BMP signaling pathway. NCBI's taxonomy places the organism in Eukaryota, Metazoa, Chordata, Chondrichthyes, Orectolobiformes, Rhincodontidae. Gene Ontology annotation, molecular function: ubiquitin-protein transferase activity; protein binding.
AUGGCCUGCCCACCAGAGUUGGUGUCGGAUGAUCGUGGGCUUGAUGCUAGUGCUGUUAGCUGCUUCAAGGAUGCUGAUGUCAGUGCACCUGUUUUCCCAGCUAAUGCAGAGAAUCCAUCUCAAACAGCAUUGAUGGCACUUCCCAAGGGUCCUGAGAUAGCACCUACACGUAGUCCAAGUUUCAAAGCCAUAUGGAGGUGUCAGACGGAUGCUUAUACACAAAGAUCUCGGUAUCAGCACGGAUGUCACAGUCAUCCAAAGCCGGUUGAGGUUGAAAGGUUCUCCAUCCAUCCUAUAGGCAAUGUCCACACCACAGGGAAGUUUGUUUUUGACCAAAUGAAGAAUGGUGGUGAUGAAGAUGGAGAAAAGGACCGUUGUGAUGUCAGUCUGCCUGAGAUUGGCAAGGAUUUUAUCUUUGUCCCAGAUUUUCAGAAACAGUUUAUGCAGAUGGCAGACCAGCGGUUAGAUCUAUGCAAGCUCAAUCCAACAGACAGUGAUACAAUACGAGGGCAAAUAGUAGUAAGUUUACAAACACGAGAUCGAAUAGGAACUGGUGGUCCUGUUGUCGAUUGCAGAGGAAUAUUGGAUAAUGAUCUACCUGAGGGGCCACUUUUUGAGGAUGCUGGACCCGGAAGGCCGCUGAGCUGUAUUAUGGAAGACACGGUACCUUUUGCAGACAUAAGUGGUGCUGCUGGCGGAGGGAACUGCCAAUUGAUAGAGUCUCCAAACCAGGAACAGAGACUGCAGACACAGCGAAUCCGAAAUUUUGGGGUUCGAGUUCAAACGCACAUGCCACAAAGUCGGCCUCAUGGCCAUCAGUCACCUGUAUUGCCAGAGGGAUACGAGCAGAGAACAACUGUACAGGGACAGAUCUAUUUCUUGCACACACAGACUGGAGUCAGCACUUGGCAUGAUCCUCGAAUUCCAAGGGACCUUACAAAUUUUAACUAUGAUGAGCUUGGUCCUUUGCCUUCUGGGUGGGAAGUCAGAAGUACUGUGUCAGGAAGAAUAUAUUUUGUGGAUCACAACAACAGAACUACACAGUUUACAGAUCCCAGACUGCACCAUAUAAUGAACAACCCAUCUCAAUUGAAGGAAUCAAACCAGCCAUUGCCAGUGCAGACAGAGACACCUGUGGAAGAAGGAGAAGGAGAGUGGUCUGUCCCACGAUGCGAGCGAGAUCUGGUGCAGAAGUUGAAAGUUCUGAGGCAUGAGCUUGCUUUGCAACAACCGCAAGCCGGGCAUUGCCGCAUUGAAGUCUCCAGAGAUGAAAUCUUUGAGGAAUCAUAUCGACAAGUGAUGAAAAUGAGGCCAAAGGAUUUAAAGAAGCGUUUAAUGGUCAAAUUUAGAAGUGAAGAAGGGUUGGAUUAUGGUGGAGUCGCUAGGUGA